This is a messenger RNA of Prunus mume (Japanese apricot), 1800 nucleotides long. Lineage: Eukaryota; Viridiplantae; Streptophyta; Magnoliopsida; Rosales; Rosaceae. The record is from RefSeq and is a predicted model, not a curated record.
AUGGAAUACAUGGAUCGUUUUCUGCAUGACGCAGCAACAAAGGGUGAUCUUAGUUUUUUGGAAAAAAUUAGAAAUGGUGAUGUAUCAAUUGAUCUUGUAAGUCAGAAAACGCCUAAAGACAACAAUGUUCUUCACAUUGCGGCUGAAUUCAAGCAAAUGAAUUUCUUUAAAGAAGUCAAGUUUCAUCAUCCUCAAUCUCCACGGUUUUGGGACACCAACAAGAACAACGAAACUCCUCUCCAUGUUGCUGCAAGAGUAGGAUGUGAUGAAAUAGUGGAGUUCAUCAUUGCUAACAUGAAACCUCUUGAAGAAGUUGAUUUGGAAGACGGACCAAUUAAUGAGGAGGAAAUCACACCAGCUGCUGAGGAAACCACGCCAUCUGAUGAGGAAAUCUUACAACCUUAUGAGGAAAGCAGAUCAUCUGCUGAGGAAAACAGACCAGUUGAUGAGGAAAUCAGACCAGUUGAUGAGGAAAUCAGACCAGCUGAUGAGGAAAUAAGACCAAACAGGCCAGUUGAUGAGGAAAUCAGACCAGAUGGUGUUAAACCUUAUAAAAAACUACUCCGAAUGAAAAAUUCGGAAAAGGAUACAGCAUUGCAUGUUGCUGUUCGAUAUCGUCGCGAUGGGGUGGUGGCUCAGUUAAUGAAAGCCGAUCCUGAAUUAUGUUGUUUUACUAAUAGCGCCAACGAGUCACCUUUAUUCCUAGCUGUUAGAACGGGCUCUCCAAGCAUUGCUCUUUAUAUCCUAAACGAGUCUCCCUCUGAUAGAUCUCCUUCUUUUCAUGGGACAAAUGGUGUGACAGCUUUGCAUGCAGCUGUCACUCGCAGACGCCUUACCCACCAAGGCAUCGUGGCAACUAUGGUUUCCAAAAAUCGUGAAAUAAUCAAACAAGCAGACGACAUUGGGUGGACUCCCUUACACUAUGCAGCAUUGAGAGGUAACCUUAAAGCAACUCAACUGCUGAUUGGAAAGGAGAAGUCUGCUUGUUACAUCUUGGACAAACUUGGGUUGUCAGCUCUCCACAUCGCCGCAUAUGCAGGGCACACCAAAAUAUUGGAAGAGUUGAUUGGAUGUGAGCCUGCUACUUGUGAUUUGGUCAAUCACAAAGGUCAAACAGCUCUGCAUGCUGCAGUCGUAGGUAAACAAAUAAACGUUAUAAAGUACGUUCUGAAGACGCCUAAGCUUGGGAGACUUAUAAAUCAAGCGGAUAACAAUGGGAACACUCCUUUGCAUCUUGCUGCCAUUUGCCGAAAUCAUGGAAUGGUAACAAUCUUGUCAAAAGACACUAGGUUGGACAAAACGGCUGUCAAUAAAAGAUUCUUAACGGUUGCCGACAUUUUGCGCGAGGACAAGAUGGAACAAAAGGAGAUGACCAAUAGUGCCGAGGUUAGGAAGUACCCGAUUUGGUCCUUGACCGCUGGGGUGCCAUAUUUUCAACGACAAAUCACUCAUGAGUUUACGAAAUUACAAUCUCCGGAGAAGAAAGAUAAGGCUGAUACGCCAGCCAUUACACAUGGGGCCUUGAAAAAAAGACGUGAUACUAAACUAUUGGUAGCAACGCUCAUUGCAACCGUCACAUUUGCAGCGUCUAUCAAUGUUCCUGGAGGGUUCAAAACCGACGGAAAGCAAGCUUUAGAAGACAAUGCAUAUUUCCAAGCAGAGGAAGAAGAAGGCCGAGGGAUGGCGUUGGGGGUGGCGUUCGGCUAUGCGUUGGGUUGGGAUCUCAUUCGUAUUCAGCUUGUAAAGUCACCUGGGGAAGUCCAUUGGCGUGCCAUUAUUCCAACAACAAAUUUCCCAUGA